Messenger RNA from Podospora pseudocomata, 1196 nucleotides. RefSeq lists its product as uncharacterized. The record is from RefSeq and is a predicted model, not a curated record. The transcript has 3 exons. Lineage: Eukaryota; Fungi; Ascomycota; Sordariomycetes; Sordariales; Podosporaceae. Bases 880 to 1137 code for a protein of 85 amino acids.
AUUGGAUGGCAAAGCGCCAUAUUUUUCUUAAUUGGGCGACUUACUCUGUGGAAAGUUCCGGGUGCAUACCGGCAGUGUAGUUGUUUUGGUCCAGCGUAGCGGGGUGAAAUGGGGCCGGAAGAAGACGGAAGUGGGGCCGGAAGAGGUUGAGCUGCGGAAGCCCCGGGUUGCCAGAUCGCAACGCCAGAUUAUGGCGACAAACAGACCCGCAGAGGGGUGAGUACAGAGAGGCAGGCGUGAAGAUGCUGACGCAGAGGGAUAGGUCAGAAAGCUCUGACGCUCUUGAACAGGCUGCCAUUCACUCAGCACAGAGCUCCCCCUCCACAGAUAUUGGAUAAGUUUCAGGAGAAAGCAGCAAGGACGUUCACAUGGAAGUCCACCCCCAAGAGCGAUACUCCGCCUACUUUUUUCUAUUCACUCCUCGUGUCUGCUCACAAAGUGAAUAGACCGCAGACUAGAUCCGCUACAAUAACCCUUUAAGACCCCGGUUGUGUACAGCUUCCUGUCUUGCUCUCUCCUCAGUACAUCGUCUCAUUCUCUUUCCCACCAAACGCAAGGCAAAAAGCACAAUAUUUGACAACAAGUUCAAAGGUCUCCAAGAAUCUGAUCCAUCCGCUACGCGGGGCAGCUUUCUUUGAGCUACUAUUAGUCCUACUUGCUCGGACGCCCGCUUAGGCGUUCGUUCACCCGAAGAUCAAGCCACGGCCUCAAACAACAUCUUUGACUAGGAGGCUAUCUGGGCGCGCCUGACCCGCAAGCCAGGAACAGCUCACGAGUUCUUUUACUGCUCCAUCAAAGAAGUUUGCCAGUGAUCUGACCAAGGAGUUGCAUGGGGGCAGAGGCAUCUCCCUUCACUCCCUGAUUCGUGACUGCCGAGCUAUGCUUGAGGAAACCAAGAACAUGGCUUACACGAGCCCACCAACUCUGGUUGAAAGUCGCAAUACAUUCUUCUCGGCCAUACUGGAGGUGAUCAGGCAGGGCAUGCAGGAUGAUGGUUUGCUGGAGCAUGGGGAGGGAUUUCAGGUUAUCCCUUCCUCUAAAGACGCCAUCCAACACUUGGAUGAUGAUUGGAACGUUGUUAAAGUUGAGGAGGCAGCUGGAUACAAGAAGGGCAAGAAGAAACGGGCUGCUAAAUAGGGGUGGGCUCAAAUAGAUACAGGUCAAUUCAUAAACUGAGGCGCACCGGCCGUGCAGCA